Striga asiatica is the source of this 1809-nucleotide messenger RNA. The record is from the annotation of a GenBank genome assembly. NCBI's taxonomy places the organism in Eukaryota, Viridiplantae, Streptophyta, Magnoliopsida, Lamiales, Orobanchaceae.
AAAAAGUAAUCCAGCAUAAAAAAGAUACAUGAAAUCAGUAUAAUCACUAAAAAUCGAAAACGAAACAAAAAUUUGAAACGAAAACGAGGUUCGGAAUUUGUCGGAUUGGAGGAUCCUGAGAAGGUAUCCCCACCAUGGAUGUGCAAGUAGAGGAGCAGGUUAAAGCGUUAAAAAUCGGUAGCUCAUCGGAAAAUAUAAUCAAAUUGCUCCGUCGAUUCCUCGCCGUACAGCAACGCCGUGCCCUUGCUUAUGCCCGCCUUAAACGGGGAUUUGAGAAUUAUAUGAUUUCUGGGGGUGAGAUAGCUUACCAGCAGCUUUGCAGUGAGAUAACAGUCGAAUUCAAUGAUUGUUCGAAGCAGGUACUUGAAUUGGAAUCACUGUUCGCAAGUCCCGAUAGUUGCAGAGAGGAUCUAGCUCACUUGCUACGAUCAGUUCAAGAGCAAGAAAAGGAGAAAUUGAACUUAACAGCUACGAUUCAGGUUCUGAAAAAGGCCGGGCGGCCCUCAGAACGUCUGGUGAGUCACGAUAAUUGCCGUUUCAGACAGUCAACGGGACACGAGUGUCUUCACAUCCAGCAGAUAACCGAAGGUUCUGGCACAGAAGAGGCGGAGGCCGAUGCUCAGUACGAAAAUGCACUCAAGGAAGCCAUUAGAGGCGUGCAGGACACAGUCCUCGCAAUUAACCAACACUUGGAAGAAGUCAGGUACGAGAUUGAAGCUCUUGAAGCCGAAUAACCAUAUUCUACUCGUAUUCUUUCUCGUGGGUGCAUAAAUCAUAAAGGCAGUACUGUGAAGUGCUUUUCUUGGGGACUUUAUAUUGGAAAAGUAAAUUGUCAUCGAGGGAGGUUGGGUGUAAGAAUGGAAGAUAUUAACAUGCGUAAAAACCUAAUGAAGGAUCGGUUAUGCGAUAUUGGAAGUUUGCUUUUCGUAUCUUGUUUGUUAUGUGUCCGUAGAAUAUUAAGACGGCGUAAAGCAAAAUAAAAUAAAUAUUAGAUGCUCACAUCAUAUGAAAAGCCAUUGACUAAACCUUCAAUCUAUCAAAUAACAAUAGUAAGACAAAUGGAGGCUCCCCAAAAAUAAAAAGAAAAGAAAAAAAUCUGAGAACCCUUUACUUAUUAUUUUUACUCGAUGCAGUAAUAAAGUAAAACUGUAGCAAAUCUAGGUAAAACAGAGAGUCCAAGUCAGCUAGAAACGGAAGCAGAAACAGCCCCGCGGACGAGACCUCUUGGGGGGCUUCUUUUGGGGAGAAGCCUCACGCUCAGCAGAAACAGCCACCGGACGAGACUUCUUCUUGUGGGACUUCUUUUGGGGAGCGGCUGCACGCUCAGCAGAAACGGCCUUCUUGUUCGACUUCUUCUUGUGGGACUUUUUCUUGUGGGACUUCUUCUUGGUGACCGACCGCACGCUCUUGCGACGACGACGAGAGGCUGGAGGGUGGGCCGAUGAGGUCGGCUUCCAGCUAGAAUCGGAAUCUGAAGUCGAGCUAGUAUCGGAAUGAGUGGAAAUAGAGUACGAGCUCGUCGUGCUAAUAGUGGAAGUAGAUGAAAUAGAGCUCGAGGUCGUCGAGCUAGUAUCGGAAAUAGAGCUCGAAGUUGAGCUGUGGCUGGAUGAAGACAUGCUCGAAGUUGAGCUGUGCCUGCACCCGAGUACUUCUUGUGCUUGCACUAGUGCUUGCUUUUUGGCUAGCUUUGCUGCAUGGAUUAAUAUAUUUAUAUAUAUAGAUUUAGGGGAUCUUGGUUAUUUGGAAAGAAUAUUUUUAAAUAUAAAAGUUAUUCAUUUGAACAAAUUAUUAUAUAUAUUUAUAUUUGGG